CAUAUCUGGUUUACUUGUAAGUUUUAUUGGGUAUGCCUUAUUUACUGCUUUUGGGCAACCCUUUCAACAAUUAGUAGAUCCAUUCGAAGAACACGGGGACUAAUUGAAGUAAUGAUGCCCCAAUAUGUAUGUUUAUUUGGUCACAUAUCCACUCCAAAAUCUACUCUGUUUUCCCUGCUUUUCCAAGCAAUGUAGUUGCUCAUCAAUUUCUUUCCUUUCAAAUAAACAUCCCAAUAGAGUUUGCUAAAGUUGAUAAGUAUGUCUUCUAGUUAACUAAAGUAGCAUAUUUUACCUAACUUCACCCUCCCAUAUCCUAAAUAAAAAGCUCCCAUUUCUCAUCCAAUCAAAACAUCCAUAACAUUUUUUGUUCAAAGACCACUUCUUCCCUUCCAUUUUACUUUGUUUUAGUUGCCAUAACGUCACCUUCCAAUACAACCCACAAUGAGGCAACAAUAUGUCUUCACUACUCUCACGUUGCUCAUCCUGUUUUCCCUCAGUUGUUCAACAACAUUAGCCCAAGCUCCGGCACUGGCUCCAGCACCUUCCGGUCCGACAAACGUCACCAAGAUCCUCGAAAAAGCCGGUCAAUUCACCCUCUUCAUUCGUCUUCUAAAGUCCACUCAAGUGGCCAACCAGCUGCUCGGUCAGCUCAACAAUUCCAACAAUGGUAUGACCGUUUUUGCACCAACGGACAAUGCUUUCUCCAGCCUUAAAUCGGGCACAUUGAAUUCACUCACCGAUGAACAAAAAGUGGAGCUGGUGCAAUUCCACAUCGUCCCAACAUACCUCACCUCGUCUCAGUUCCAAACCAUUAGCAAUCCUUUGAGAACCCAAGCUGGUGAUAGUGGCGAUGGCAAGUUCCCUCUCAAUAUCACCACUUCGGGGAACUCCGUGAAUAUAACAACAGGGUUGACAAACACCAGUGUUUCCGGCACUAUUUACACUGAUGGUCAGCUUGCUGUUUAUCAAAUCGAUCAAGUUCUUCAACCAUUGCAAAUAUUUGCACCUAGGCCUCCAGCUCCAGCACCGGCACCGGCAAAGUCGAAGAAUAAGAAGGCUACCACCGUUGCUGAUAGCCCCGAUGUUACCCCAGCUGAUAACUCCAAAGCGGCCACCUUGCAAAAUGUUGGUUUGUUUGGAGUUGCUGCUCUAGUUAUUGCACUUUCUUUGUGACCAUGAAAAUGGAGAAAAGAAGAAGACAGUGAUUUUGAUGGUGAUCAAGAUGGCGAGUGUUUUUUAUUUUUUCAAUAAUUAUCAUUUAAAAAAUUUAUGUUCUGUAUGAAGAUUGAAUUUUGAGUUUGUGUUGUUGAUUUCAUUUAUUUUUGUUUUGAAAUUUUCUUUGUUAUCUCUUAUUUCUCAAUUGUAAUUGUGAAUUUUGUGGCA
Molecule: messenger RNA, 1383 nt
Organism: Gossypium arboreum
Lineage: Eukaryota; Viridiplantae; Streptophyta; Magnoliopsida; Malvales; Malvaceae
Product: fasciclin-like arabinogalactan protein 12
Exons: 1
Coding region: 442-1173 (243 amino acids)
Source: RefSeq, a predicted model, not a curated record